Molecule: messenger RNA, 3353 nt
Organism: Myotis daubentonii (Daubenton's bat)
Lineage: Eukaryota; Metazoa; Chordata; Mammalia; Chiroptera; Vespertilionidae
Gene: SEMA7A
Product: semaphorin 7A (JohnMiltonHagen blood group)
Biological process (GO): negative chemotaxis; integrin-mediated signaling pathway; regulation of inflammatory response
Cellular component (GO): external side of plasma membrane; plasma membrane
Molecular function (GO): semaphorin receptor binding; integrin binding; chemorepellent activity
Source: RefSeq, a predicted model, not a curated record
GACUCCGCCUCUUCGUGCUGGUAUCGGUCUGUGCUCGGGUGCUGGCUCAGUCUCCGCAGCUCUCUGCUGUCGCUCCGGGUCCACGAGAUGACACCGCCUCCGCCCAGAUGCACCUCCCUCGGUGUCCCGCGCUACCGCAUUUCUGGCCCACAGGCUCGGUCUGGACUCCAGCUGCAGUUGCUACUGCUGCUGCUCUGGGCGGCCGCCGACACCCAAGGCCACCCGAAGAGUGGACCCCGCAUCUCCGCUGUCUGGAAAGGCCGCGCAGGGAAGGACCGGGUGGAUUUUGGCUCGGCAGAGCCACACACCGUGCUUUUCCAUGAGCCAGGCAGCGAUUCUGUGUGGGUGGGUGGACGUGGCAAGGUCUACCUCUUCAACUUCCCCGAGGGCAAGAACGCCUCUGUGCACACGGUGAACAUUGGCUCCACCAAGGGAUCCUGCCUGGGCAAGCAGGACUGUGAGAACUACAUAACACUCCUGGAGAGACAGGGCGAGGGGUUGCUGGCCUGCGGCACCAAUGCCCGGCACCCCAGCUGCUGGAGCCUGGUGAAUGGCACUGUGGAGUCACUUGGUGAGAGGAGAGGUUAUGCCCCCUUCAGCCCGGAUGAGAACUCCCUGGUUCUGUUUGACGGGGAUGAGGUGUACUCUACAAUCCGGAAGCAGGAAUACAACGGGAAGAUCCCUCGGUUCCGCCGCAUCCAGGGCGAGAUUGAGCUGUACACCAGUGACACCGUCAUGCAGAAUCCACAGUUCAUUAAGGCCACCAUCGUGCACCAAGACCAGGCCUAUGAUGACAAAAUCUACUACUUCUUCCGGGAGGACAACCCUGACAAGAAUCCCGAGGCUCCUCUCAAUGUGUCCCGCGUGGCCCAGCUGUGCAGGGGGGACCAGGGUGGUGAGAGUUCGCUGUCUGUCUCCAAGUGGAAUACCUUCCUGAAGGCCAUGCUGGUGUGCAGCGACCCCGUCACCAACAAGAACUUCAACAGGCUACAGGAUGUCUUCCUACUCCCUGACCCUAACGGCCAGUGGAGGGACACUAGGGUCUAUGGCGUUUUCUCCAACCCCUGGAACUACUCAGCUGUCUGUGUAUAUUCCCUUGGUGACAUUGACAAGGUCUUCCGUACUUCCUCACUCAAGGGCUACCACACAGGCCUUCCCACCCCUCGGCCUGGCAAGUGCCUCCCAGGCCGGAAGCCGAUACCCACGGAGACCUUCCAGGUGGCCGACAGUCACCCUGAGGUGGCACAGAGGGUGGAGCCCAUGGGGCCUCUGAAGACACCACUGUUUCACUCUAAGUACCACUACCAGAAAGUAGUUGUCCACCGCAUGCACGCCAGCCAUGGGGAGACCUUCCACGUGCUUUACCUAACUACAGACAGGGGCACCAUCCACAAGGUGGUGAAGUCAGAGGAGUGGGAACACAGCCUCGUCUUCAACAUCAUGGAGAUCCAGCCCUUCCGUCGUGCAGCAGCCAUCCAGGCCAUGUCACUGGACCCUGACCGGCGGAAACUGUAUGUAAGCUCCCAAUGGGAGGUGAGCCAGGUGCCCCUGGACCUGUGUGACAUCUAUGGUGGGGGCUGCCAUGGCUGCCUCAUGGCCCGAGACCCAUACUGUGGCUGGGACCAGGGUCACUGUGUCUCCAUCUUUAGCUCCCAAAGGUCAGUGCUGCAGUCUAUUAAUCCAGAUGAGCCACACAAAGAAUGCCCCAGCCCAAAGCCAGAUGAGGCCCCACCUCAGAAGGUCUCCUUAGCCCGGAACUCUCGCUACUACCUGAGCUGCCCCAUGGAGUCCCGCCAUGCCACCUACUGGUGGCGCCACGGAGAGAAGGUGGAGCAGAGAUGCGAGCCCGGCCACCAGAGUCCCAACUGCAUCUUGUUCAUCGAGAACCUCACGGAUGGUCACUAUGGCCACUACUACUGCGAGGCCCAGGAGGACUCCUACGUCCGCAAGGCCCAGCACUGGCAGCUGCUGUCUGAGGACGAGGCCAAGGCCCAGCACCUGCUGGGCUGUGCCCAUGCCCUUUUGGCCUCCCUCUGGCUGGGGGUCCUGCCAACACUCAUUCUUGGCCUACUGGUUCAUUAGGGCCUCCUGGGGCUGGGCAUGCUGUGGGCAUCUGCAGUCCCAGGGCACUAGAAAAGUCUCACACCCAGAGCCACCCGGCUGGGAGCUCCUUGCCCACCACUGGUUCCAGGGGGAUUGCAUAGCUUGCCAGGGGACACCAGGCCUGGAGAUGGCCAGCCACAGGCAGCUGCUGAGCCCAGGUGGGGCAGGGUGGUGGGGGCUGGAGAAUGAAGGCACUGACUAUGAAGCUGGGGCAUUGAUGGCCCAAGACUUUAUCUUCUGGAGACUAUUUUUCAAAAGUUCUUCCUCAAACUUGCCCAAAUUCAGUGAUGCUCCUGGCCCAAGAGCCCGUGGGCCAGAGAGGGGUUGGGAAAAGGGAGCUGGGAUCCCAUUUCUGGACCUUCAAGCUCUCUAUUGCCUCCUCAUCCUCUCUCCUGCCACUGCAGGGGCUGGCUGGUGUUCCUGCAGGCCCAGGCUGCCCUCUGUGGCCCUCACCAGCCCUGGGUCCUACUAAGGCAGCCUCCUUGCAUGUUUAUUGAAGGAUGUUUGCUUUCCGGACAGGAGGACGGAAAGGGCUCUAUUUUUAUGUUAGGCUUAUUUCAUGUACUGCUACUUCCGACUGCAUCUGUAUGAAAAUACCAAAACUACAUGCUGGGGGUGGGUGGGGAAGGGAGGGGCUAGAAAGGGAUGGGUUGGUGGGGGGGGGGGUCCCAACCUGAGGCUCUUGGGCAUGGGAUAAGAGUCCAGGGAUAUGGUGGCAUGGGUUCAAAGAGAUGGCAUGAGCUGGCUCUGCCCUGGAAGCCCAGGCUGAGGGGUACAUUGUCCAAGUACCCCUGUUGGUUAUGGGAGGGGGUGGGGUGAGGGAGACGGGAAAAUGAAGGAGAAAACUGAGCCCUAGGUUCACACAUUCAUAUAGGAGUCAGGUCCUCAGGGGGAGGUUCCAGGACUCUGCCCUUGGCAUUGGGGGUUGGGGGGCGGGGCGCCCUCCCCUCAGUCCCCUUGCGCAGGGGCUGUGCUUCCAUGCUCCUAGCCUCCCACCUUCAGCUCAGGACAUGCUAUAACUAAGGCUAAACUGUGAAUUCCAGUGGGGACAGCCUGGGCCAAGCUCUCCAGGUGGGUAGCUCUGCCCACUCUGUCCCUGGAUUUCAGCAGAGAGCUGGGCCUUCUCUGGUGUAUCUGGCCAGCCCCCCGGCAGGGCCUGGGGCUGGCGACCUUCCAGCUUUGGUCCCUGCAUCUCUUUUCAAUGCACUUUAAUGAUGUAACAUAUUACUAAUAAACGAGCUAUUUAUUUA